Molecule: messenger RNA, 7729 nt
Organism: Cygnus atratus (black swan)
Lineage: Eukaryota; Metazoa; Chordata; Aves; Anseriformes; Anatidae
Gene: DDI2
Product: DNA damage inducible 1 homolog 2
Exons: 10
Coding region: 65-1258 (397 amino acids)
Biological process (GO): proteolysis
Molecular function (GO): protein binding; aspartic-type endopeptidase activity
Source: RefSeq, a predicted model, not a curated record
CGACGGCGGCGCUCGGCGGCGGGCGGCGGCGCUUGGCGGCGGCGGCGGGCGGCGGGGGGCGGCCAUGCUGCUCACCGUGUUCUGCCUGCGCCGCGACCGCAGCGAGCUGACCUUCUCGCUGCAGGUGGACGCCGACUUCGAGCUGCAGAACUUCCGCGCGCUCUGCGAGCUCGAGUCCGGCAUCCCGGCGGCGGAGAGCCAGAUAGUCUAUGCGGAGAGGCCUCUAACUGACAACAACAGAUCUUUGGCCUCCUAUGGCUUGAAAGACGGGGAUGUGGUAAUUUUGCGACAGAAAGAGACCGUAGAGCCACGGCCUUCAAUCCGUUUCCCAGGUCUGCCGAGGAUAGACUUCAGCAGCAUUGCGGUUCCCGGGACAUCCACGCAGCAGCGUCAGCCACCAGCACAGCGUCUGCGUCCGUCGCCUCCCGAUGCAUCUUCGUUCCCUCAGGGUUUGGAAAAUCCCGCAUUGCUACGGGAGAUGCUGCUUGCAAAUCCCCACGAGCUAUCCCUGCUGAAGGAGCGCAAUCCACCCCUGGCGGAGGCACUGCUCAGUGGAGACCUCGAGAAAUUCACCAGGGUGUUGCUGGAGCAACAGCAGGACCGAGCCCGGCGGGAGCAGGAGAGGAUCCGACUCUAUUCAGCUGAUCCUUUCGACCUUGAGGCACAGGCCAAGAUAGAAGAAGACAUAAGGCAACAAAACAUUGAAGAAAAUAUGACGAUAGCGAUGGAAGAGGCCCCUGAGAGUUUCGGCCAGGUGGUGAUGCUUUAUAUUAACUGUAAAGUCAACGGACAUCCAGUGAAAGCCUUUGUUGACUCAGGUGCCCAGAUGACCAUCAUGAGUCAAGCUUGUGCUGAAAGGUGCAACAUAAUGAGGCUGGUAGAUCGGCGGUGGGCUGGCAUUGCUAAAGGUGUAGGCACGCAGAAAAUAAUUGGCAGAGUGCACUUAGCUCAGGUUCAAAUUGAAGGGGAUUUCCUGGCGUGUUCCUUCUCAAUCCUUGAAGAGCAGCCCAUGGACAUGCUCCUAGGACUGGAUAUGCUUAAGAGGCAUCAGUGUUCAAUUGAUCUCAAGAAGAAUGUGCUAGUGAUCGGCACGACUGGUUCUCAGACCACUUUCCUCCCGGAGGGUGAGCUCCCAGAGUGUGCCAGGCUGGCUUAUGGGGCCGGGCGGGAAGACGUGCGGCCGGAGGAGAUUGCGGACCAGGAAUUAGCAGAAGCAAUACAGAAGUCCGUAGAGGAAGCAGAACGUCAGAAGCCUUGAUGCAUGUAGUGUGUGUUUACUGCAGCUGGAGUGGGCCACAGACCAGAGAAUAGUGACAAAGAAACUACCUCACUGGAAAUGCCCUCAUUACCAGCUUCUGAUGGGUUUCAAAAUCCAGUCCAGUCUUCAGGACAAAGUUCUAAGAUCUGUAAUCCCACAAAUCAAUUACUUGAUCGUUCUGUCUCUGCCCCUGCUUCAAUUUGCUCAUCCAAAUCUAGCCUCGCAGAGCCCGUUAAUCCUAGAGCCGUCAAGUCUUUUGAGUCUUCAACUGAAUGCCAGAUAACCCCAGAAAAAGAACAUCCUCUCUUAUUACAGCAUCUUUCCAAAAACUCUUCCUUGGCAGAUAACAAGCCUUCUCUCCAGACAGGUGAGGUAACUUGUUGCAGUCCAGCUUGCCCUUCACAGAAAACACUCAAAGAAACAUUUGUUGCUGACAGUCUAAUGGAAUGUAACGCUAAAGAACAAGGCUGUGGUCAGGAACCUCCUUUGGAAGUGACAAAAGAAAAUAGUUUGACUAACACUGCUAAGCACGGGCAAAUUGAAGAUGUAUCUUUGUCUUCAGAACAGGAGGAACAGAAGAAGAAGAAUGAGCUUGCCAUAGACCAUCAGACCUGCAAAGAAUCAGAGAAGCCUGAACAGCUGGAGAAACAAAUUGACACAACUGACCCAGAGGUUCCUUGCAAGGUUGGUGGGGCUGAGAAACCUGUUGUGGAAGAAGAGGGCCAUACAGCCAGCCAGCCAGAAAAUCCUCCUGCAGAAACGAGAGGAGAUGGACUAGAGAAAGCAGAUCUUCCCUGCAUGAAAAGGAGUAUCCAAAUGUCAGCCUCCUGUAGCUGUAUGCAUAUGGAAGUAGAUGUAGUUGAGCGGUCAGUAGCUGAAGUGCACAGCUCAGCGAGCAAGCAGAAGCAGCAGCCUGAGAACGGAAGUGUAUCUGACCUGAACUCAGAUGCCUCCUCUAUGGAGGUGGAGUCGUUGAAGUCUGCAACCUCCUUGAGUGAUCCGGUUUCCACCCCUGAUGUGUCACAGUCCAAAAGCACCAGUGAAAUUCCUGCAAAGUAUAAUGAGUUGUCCAAUGAAACACCUGAAAUCAGUUCUUCCCCCCCCAGCAUCCACCAGCCGGACACAGAUCCAGGAAGACCUGUAGAAGAGCCAUGUUUCUCUCUAGCAACAGCCUUGAAAGAGCUUCACAGACUCUUGAUUAUCAGUCGUAAAGGAGAAUGUAAACUCCUUGCAUCUGAAGUCUCUCAGCUGGAAAUGGUUCACAAAGAGCAAGCACAGCAGAAGGGGUUUUCUGAAGAUAAGCAAAAAGGCUCACAUCUAAAUGGCCAGGAACGGAGUUGUUCCUCCUUUAAGGGGAGGUCUGAAGGUAGAAAAGCAGAGGGGAACCAGCCUUGUGAUUCUGGCACAGAAAACAACCUUGGGUCUAUCAGUCACAUGGAGUCAGCUAUUGGAGAAGGUGCUUUAGAGAUUCAGGAGUUUUCAGGUAAGAGUGAUUUGAUUUUAGUGACUUCUGCAGCGACAUCUGACCAGCAACAGAGCUCUGAGCAGGCUGAAGUUUUGGCAGAAUGGAAUCAGAGUCCAACUAGUCCAGCCUUGGAACAAAACACAUCUAUUUCCUCUCAAACUGCUUUGGAUGAAGAUGCACCUCAAGAUAUUCGGGCACCAUUCACAGGAGCACCUGGGAGAAGCAGCAGUUCUUCUCCUGAAGGUCCGUGGUCAUUGGGUGGGUGUGAGGAACCGCUGCUGAGCCCACUUGCUGGCUAUACUGAAUUUCCCUUGGCUGCUUCUCCACCACCUGCUUUCCCCAUGGCUGAUGUUGAUCGAAUCCUUGGUGCUGGCUUUACCAUGCGAGAAGCUCUCGAGGCUUUGGAACAAGCGGAUGGAAAUGCAGAUCUUGCUCUUCUCAUUUUGCUCGCCAAGAGUAUUGUUGUUCCUACGUAACUACGGAGGAGGUAGCUGCCUGGGGUGUCUCUUCCUUUAAAGGACGUAUCUAAAUUACACAUCACAAUGUACAAGCAGAAUGUUGAGCCAGAUUUUUUAAUUCUUUGCAGCCAAAGUAACUUGUCUCUUCUGUUUCACUUGUUAGAUUUGGCCUUUUAAAAGAAAGAAAACGUCCUAGCAUUGUGUGGACAAGAUAGCUUUUAAUUAUGCAUACUGGAUUAAAAUUAAUGUUUUUAUUUAAAUGUAAAAUUUUAGAAUAAGCUCCAAUGUUAUGAAUAAAAAAGCAGAAGCCAUUAAGAUCGCCACCCUGUCCAGCGCAAAGCAGAUUGUGAAAUAAGUUGAACGUGUGUGUGUGUGCAGCCAGUGGCGAGGCACAGCACGUGGUGUUACAGGACAUGAGGUGCACACUGAGUUUGGGAUGGUGCAGGCGCAAAACAGCGCUUUUCUAAAUGUACUUUGUGGGUUUUAUCAGUUUUCUCUCUCCUGUGCUUUAUAACCAAAUGUAUGUGAUGCUGAUGAAACAUUUAUGGCAGCUACUAAAGGCUAUGUAGGUGCCCACAGAUGUGUAAAACUUCGCAGAAGGAGUGGGAGGGUGUGGGGUGGUUUUGGAAGCAUGUUUUCAUGUGUGCACAGGGAAAGCUGAUGCCUGCUUUUGCCAAACCCUUUUAUGCUUUUGGGCCAGUGUGUUUAAGUUUACAAUGUGGGGAUAAGGGAUAGGGAGAAUAAGGGAAGGGAUAGAAUUUGGUGCUACCAAAACUAAGAGAUGUACUAACUUAUUUGAGGAUAUGCUGGUAUUAAUUGUAGGUGGGGGGGGAAGGAGUAUUUUACUUUUUUUUUUUCCUAGCCUUGCCCACACCAUGUUCCCCCCCUACAAAAGAACAAGCUCAACUGCUGCAGGCAGAAUGUUAAUGAUGAAACUGCUUAAGAAAUCAACCGUGUGUUAUGGCUCUUAAUCCCCCUCUACCCGUGGAAGAUGGAUUCUCUAUGCACUGCAUGGGGGUGUGAUCAGAAGAAUGAAGAAAUCUGCUUUGCACUAAUUCAUCUUGAUGUUUGGGGGAUCAUCAGCCUCUCAGCUGUGGAAAUGCAAACUGCAGAAAGUCUGUAGCAGCUGAUGGGGUACUAAUUUAAUACCUCUUAAAGAGUGAGGGCUCCUGAAUAGGGUUUAUGAAACAAAUGCACUUGACCUAGCUUCUGCAUUAUAACCAUCGUGGCCUUCCGGGAAGUCCUUGGUGAGUAGUAGCCUGUCUGAUUAGGACUCACUGAGGCUGUGUUGCAGGAAGCUCUUUCCAGAUGCCUUUUUUUUUUUUUUUUUUUUUUUUUUCCUCCAAAUGAACUACUUUUUGGUUUUCUGCAAAGCCCCAAAAUACUGUUGGGGCUGGGGAAGGGAAAGGAAAGCAUGGUUAAAUAUGAUACCAAAUUUUAAGUAGGAACUUUUCCUUAAUCCCACUUGCAAAUCUCUGAAGUGGAUUUUGUGUAAAGUGUUCAUCUUUAACUUUCUGCUUUGAGCUAAACCUGAAGUGAUGGAUCAGCAGUGGCUGGAAAUACGUUUUGUUCAUGGCUUUCAUUUGUUAUAAUUGUCUCAGGCCUGUCCCUGGUGUUUUGUUUUCCCUGUUGCUUAGCAGGUUUGCCUGUGUGUAUGUUAGGCUUUUUUCACGCAGGAUAGCUUUUACACACAACACAAAUUUGGUUUCAUCUGCGAACUUGCAGGAGUUUCUCAUGUCAGUAAGUGGUGGUUGUCAGAUUUUUCUUAGAUGCUUGGGUAGCCAAGAGAUCCUUUAUAUUCUAAAGAGCUUUAAGGCAUUCCUCUGUUGAAUGGAGCUUUUGCUCAAGUUCUGGAGCUAGGCCUGGGGCUCCCAGACACAUUUAGCUUAUUUCCCACUACUUGUGGUGGCAGCAGUAGUCACUGUGCAUGUGUUGGAAGCAGCGUUUGGCUGUUUGGGACCCCCUUGCCUGAGUAAUAUCAAGUAAUUCACUUCAGGCUCUGUUCAAAAUAAGUUCCUGAGGCAAGGCUACAGCUUUAUGAUCUUUACCACGCAGGUGGUAAGAGUUUACCUGUGCUGAAGCUUUUUGAUACUUUCCUUGCAAUGAGCAUCCCAAAUCAGUGAAAGCCAGAUCUGUAAAGGGUAAUGCUUGGACUGCUACAGGAGUACAGAUGUUGUCAUCAGAUGUCUCUCUAGAAGCUUUAGGAAAUAAGAUAACAAUAUUAGUCCCAUUCCCGUAUGGUUCACUAUCAAAAGCAGCAACAUGAAUGAAGCUCCCAGCUCUCAGAUCCAGAGCAUCCUCAGUCUAAACAGCCUGUUUCUGCUCCCAAUUCGCACCAUGGGUCUCAGUGAGGUGGUCCUUGGAGCAAGCCCAUCUCUGGUACACAUGGUCAGUGCACCGAAGACACCAGCUGCGGGUGGUUGGCCCCCCUGGAUGCGUGAGAGCUGAAUUUGCACCCUUAGCCUGCAGGUUCAUUUACUGCCAGCUUCUUUGAAGCAUCAGAUGUUAGCCAUUCAAUGUUAUACCCUUUUCAUAUUUACACUUUUAUGUUUUUAGAAGCAAUUGCUAAUAGCUAGAGAAAGUACUGCUGCUUUGCACCAAACUGGUUAAAGGCUCUAGUUUUAUGGCCACGUUUACUUAGAUUGCAUAUACAGAAUUUAUGCUAUAAAAGCUUUAGAGCAUCAGCCAACUUGCUUCAAUGCUCAGUUUUAUUCUCUGUCAAAUAUAGUUUUUGAAAUCUGCCCUUCUGCCAAAGCUGUAAAGAAGCAUUUAUCGAUAUUGCUAGAAUUUCCUGGGUAACUUUCUCUGAACUGCUAGAAACAAAGCCUGACCCCCCAGUUGAUUAAUACUUGUAAAAUUAUUUUAUACCAAGUUGGUCCAAGCCUGGUGAUCUAAAUCUCUUCAUUUCACAGAGCCUUGCUUUGAGUGAAUGGUUAUGUGCUGCUAAAUUAGAGAAUAAUUUUGGCUUUUCAGGAGCAAGAUUCAUGUUAGAGAAAAUCUGGGCAGUGGUGAGUAUUUAAGGUUAAAUAAAAUGUAGUAGUUAGCGAAUGCUGUCUAAAAGUUGUCUUCUGUUUUAAUGUGUAUGUGUCCUCUCUGCUUUAUGCACAUACCCUUUGCUCAGCCUUUAGCAAUCUCUUAGCUGGUCUCUCUGCUUACCUGGCCAACAAAGUGGGAAUAUUUGUAUUUAAACGGGGAUGGAAGACUGCUGAAGUUUUUCGGCUAGAGUGGGGGAAAAAGGUAAUGCCAAAAGCUGUUUAAGUUUCCAAAGGAGCUAAGUAAAUGUAUUCUGGGCUAAAGUAAGGCUCUUCACACCCUUCUCUUGACCUCCUCAUUCAUCAGUGCUCCAAUAUAUUAACUGUCACAUCAGCUUAGCAAAAUGAUUUCACUAUGAAAAGUCUUAUCUGUAGAGAAUAAAGCAACAUUCAAGCUGCUUCAUUAAGAUGCCAGUGCCUGUGGGGACCCUACCGGGUCUGUAGGGUUUGUUUCUGGGUAUUUCCCAAAGCCACUGUGGUCAUGUACCUUGCCAUUUGGUUUCUGGGAGGUAUUCCUUUCCUUAAAGAUACUGAAGGAAUUUAUUGGGCUUCUUGCUGAAUGCCUAUUUCUGUAAAUGAGGCUCUAGGUAAGUUUAGUGAUGUUCAGUGAAAUAACAUCUGAAAGUCUCUGGGCACAGAUCUGUCUGACACGAGGAGGAAAUAUUUCCUGGUGACAGGCAUGUUUACGGGCCGCUGAGCAGAGCUGCACUGUGCUGUAUUACUGUGACAAUCUCUGCCUUGUUGCUAAUUAUGUUUAACUUUCUAUGUAGACACUUGGUCUCAAGGACUGUUAACCUUGUACCUCCUAGAUAUGUUCCUUUCUUUCUGUCCUUGUCUCUCCCUCUUUCUUGCUGUCUCCUUUCCUCCAAAGUAGCAAUAUUUAAGUGUACUUGUUGGAUGCUUAACUUCCAGAUGGUAAGUUUUCCUUAAAACACUAUGCCAUUUAUCAGCAAAAGGAGGAACAUAUCCUAGAGGUUUCUUCACCAGACUUGGACUUCUUGCCACGCAGCUCCUCAGAACUCUAAUGUGAAUUCAAAGAGGAGAAACCAAGAGGCUUUUUGCCUGCCUCUCUCGGAGGUCAGCUUGGGAAAUUGGGUUGGUUUUGUGUAUAUCAUUCCCUUAUGAAGCGUUCAAGAGAUUUCUUCCUGCACUGUGUAGACGUAGCUUAGUCUGUGAUCCAAAUGUGUAGCGGUUUGGGUUUCUCUUUGACUGAUGCUUUUUAGCUUAAGAGUUUUACAAACUCACUUAAGGAACUUGAGGGAAUCAAUACUCAGGAAUCCUAAAGCUGGUUGCAUUUGUGUCAUUUACUCUUCUGGGCUGAACAUACUGCAGUUGUCCUUGCAGACUGAAGGGAAGUGUGGUUGUAUCAUCAGAAAAUGGGAUGUGGUUCUGCCCAAAGUAAUACACACUUGAUUCUUUUUUGAUUUUUGUUUUUUAAUAUUGGGGGACUGUUUAUCAACAAAAUUGAUGUGUAAAAAUUUGAUAUUUAAAAAAAUGAAUAAACACUUUAUCAUAA